Messenger RNA from Andrographis paniculata, 1140 nucleotides. RefSeq names its product putative U-box domain-containing protein 46. Gene Ontology annotation, cellular component: nucleus; cytoplasm. NCBI's taxonomy places the organism in Eukaryota, Viridiplantae, Streptophyta, Magnoliopsida, Lamiales, Acanthaceae. Bases 224 to 1114 code for a protein of 296 amino acids. The record is from RefSeq and is a predicted model, not a curated record. The transcript has 2 exons.
UAAUCAAUUUAAGGGUGAGGUUCGAUCUGGUGUCCAAGUCCUGGGAGUCCAAACAAACGUCGCCGGUCUGAUAAUCCAAUGCUCCAAACUUCGUCUUCUUCCUGAAACCUCGACGCUAUCGCCAUGGCCGUCUGCUCCCCACCCUCUCUGCAUAUUAUAUCGUUAGAACAAACAACAAGUCUUCGUCUUCGAUCACCACAACGAUUAAGGGAGAUCGACAAUCAUGGCUAGUCGGGUUCACGAAACGAUCCUGGAAUGCAUCAACGAAGCCCAAUCGUCAGUCUCCAUUGAAGACAAGAAGCAAGCGCUGCAAACUCUGGUAACCGUCACCAAAGUCAGCCCCCAAAACCGCAACCUGGUGGCGCAGACCGACGCCGCCGUGGCUACCCUCCUUGACCUCUCCAAAUCUCCCGAUUCGCUGCCGCAGAUUCAGACCCUCUCGCUUUCAGUGCUCUUCAAUCUCUCGUUAAACCCUAAUUUGAAGCUCUCCCUCGCCCGAUUGGACACCAUCCUCCUCCUCAAUGAUCUCGUUCUUCUCUCCAGCUCCGACGAGCCUCGCCGCCUCGCCGCCUCCUUGCUUUGUAGCCUCGCCAUGCUUGACAAGAAUAAAGCCAAAUUCGGCGUCGCCGGCACCGUUCAGGUUCUGUUGAAGGCAAUUUCGGGGCCCCGGAGCACAGCGGCGCACCAUCUUCUCAGCUCGCUGGCGGAGCUAGUGCAGUUCCAUGGAAACUGCACGGUGGCAGUCCGGGCAGGGGCUGUGCCGGUGCUAAUAGCUGUGGCAGAGAGCACGAACGGGGAGGAUCUUUCGGGAACUGCCUUGUCGAUUCUCGGGCUUCUAGCAAGAUUCGAGGAAGGGCUGAACGAGCUGCGAGAAGCCGAGAGCGUGGUGGCGCGAUUGGUCGGAAUAUUGAAGAGAGGCUGCAUGUUAAGCAAGGAGGGCGCCUGCGAGAUUCUUCUCCGCUUGUUCGAGGAGAGCCAAGACUGCCUGAGAGAGGCUGUGGAGCUGCCGGAGUUCUCGACAGUUCUCGCAGAUGUCUCUGUCAGGGGUUCCGGCCGGGUCCGGGAGAAGGCCGCAAUGCUGAUGAAGAAAAUCAUGGAUGCUGAUCUGUUCUAAGAUUCUUGAAUUUAUAUGUAGAAUCG